This is a messenger RNA of Oncorhynchus keta (chum salmon), 3199 nucleotides long. Its product is annotated as succinate dehydrogenase assembly factor 4, mitochondrial-like. Gene Ontology annotation, biological process: mitochondrial respiratory chain complex II assembly. The record is from RefSeq and is a predicted model, not a curated record. Gene Ontology annotation, cellular component: mitochondrion. The transcript is spliced from 3 exons. Lineage: Eukaryota; Metazoa; Chordata; Actinopteri; Salmoniformes; Salmonidae. Bases 88 to 396 code for a protein of 102 amino acids.
CAGACGUCAUUAAUGCUUGCCAAAACACCAUAAAGUUGUGUAAAUGCCUGUUUGACCUUAUCAAGCCAGUGUAUCUAGCUAACGGUAAUGAACAUGUCUCUACUACGCGUAUGUGCUGCUACAUCGAUUCUUCGUGCGACCAAAGGGUUAUUCAUGGAGUCUGCUUUUACAGGAUGCUUGCGGACAGCAAGUGGAGCAGCUAAGGACAAGGAGCCACUGCGCAAGGCCAAAACCCCCCAGGGCCGCUUUGACAUGAAUGAUGAGAAGAUAAAGGAUCCCCUUGAAAAGUUCCCUGAUGAUGUGAACCCAGCCACUAAGGAGCAGGGGGGGCCCCGAGGCCCAGAACCCACGCGCUACGGGGACUGGGAGAGGAAGGGCCGCUGUGUCGACUUCUAGUUUCCAUUCCUGGUAUAUUACACGUGCGAUGUGGACAUAUCUUAUCUAUAACUUAUGCAUCCAUGUCUGAGGAUUGUUGUGCAAGAGACCAGGAUUAGUACACCAUACUGAAUCAGUCUGGACUAUUUCCCCAUGAACCAUACAAUCUGAUUUGUAGUUUCACAUUUAUACACAUGUAGUCUGUAGAACAAGUCUCACUUACUUUUUAUGGUGCAAUACUCACUUUGCACACUAUUGUUUUUGUUGAGAUGUAUGAUGAUGAGACAUGAUGACCCAGUGAACAAUAAAGGCUGCUGAGGGAGGAUGGCUCUUAAUGGCUGAAAUGAAGUGAAUGGAAUGACAACCCCCCAGAAAAAAAAAGCUGGAUGUCAUAAGGUGUAUGCACCAAUUUGUAAGUCGCUCUGGAUAAGAGCGUCUGCUAAAUGACUUAAAUGUAAUGUAAAUGAUUCCAUUUACUCCAUUCUGAACCAUUUUAUGAGCCGUCCUCCCCUCAGCAGCCUCCACUGAUAGUGAACGAUUGUCAUGCAAGUUUAUUGCUUCCUGUACAGAGAUGUCAAUGUUGUGAAUAAAUGCAAUGUAAAAAAAUUCUAGAGAUUACUCUGGCAUGUUUUUACUUUUUGAUUAUUGCUCAUUAUAUUGAGUCAUUGACAAUGCCUCUGAUCUGGUCAGUAUUCCUACAUUAGCCCCUGUCUCUUUUCACUCUACUCUCGUUCUCUUUUCUGCCUCUUGGUUGUUUAUUGAGUCUAUGUGUACUGUACAAUGAAGGGAAGCGCUCCUGCUCAGCGACACUCAACAGGCAACCACCUGGCAUCCUGACCUGAGCGCUCUUCUACGUCUUGUCUGACUGGCACACCCUUACCCUGUGUACCCUGUAACAUGUACUGAACAAAAAUAUAAAUGCAAAAAUGUCAAAGGUUUGACUGAGUUACAGUUCAUUGAAGAAAAUCAGUCAAUUGAAAUAAUUGAAUUGUGCUGUGAUCUAUGGAUUUCACUUGACUGCACACUCUAUGCAUUUGAGAGAACUAAGCUUUUCGUGAGUAUGGAAAUGUUCUGGGAUCCAUAAUAAAUUGUCAAAAUUUGGGAUGAAGGGGAUUUUUACAAAGACAGAAUGUGAGUAUAUGAAUGUUGACUGCCCAACCACAUGUGACACCUGUCAUAUAGGCUCUACCCAAAAUUCACAAGAGCAUGACACCACCUCUACCAGGCUGGCCCAUUGUGAGUAGUAACGGUUCUCUGACAGAAUAUCUCUACAUUUUGUGAAACCCUGGGUGAUAUUUUAAAAUGGGUUUCAAUUGUGGGUGAGCGGCAAUAACAUACCAGUGCUUCCUAACAACGUCAUUAAAUGCCUUCCCCAAUGGUGAGUGUUGGGUGACGCAUGAUGGGACAUGUUCUGCUUCUUAUUUAACUUUUGGUAGAAGGCUUUCCAACUGUUAGUACUUCAAAAUUAUCAUUGGAAUGUUUUUCCCAAUUGUCUUUGUAUCCUUUUAAACUUUUGUGUGAGGUUAGUGGUCUGUUUCUGAUAAGAAGCAUCAAAGCUGCAUAUUCUUCUGAUGCGACUGAAUUGACUUUUAGGGAGACUUUUAAUAAGUGGACGUGGAUGAAAGCUGACACCUCUGAGGGUAUUCCUGUCCGUAGGUUUCCAGUGGAGAGGGAAGUUUUGUCCUUAAUAACCAUCACAUCAAGAACAUUGAUUUGUGAUAGGUCAUAGUUAAUGGUGAAAUGAAGGUGUUCAUUCAACGUUUAGAUAAGCAUGGAAUUCCAAAAGUUCUUCCUGGUUGCCUGUAUAGGUCACAAAAAUGUUGAAUUGGGUGCUGGGAAGUCGAUUACUGAGAACUGCCCCUAUAUAUAUAUAAAAUUACCUUCCACCACUUGGGAUAUGGAUGCCUGAUUAAGACCUAAGGGUCGAAAUGUUAUAAAUAAUUAUCAGCUGAGAGCAUGAGCAGCAGUGUGUGCCUUUUUCCAUCUUUUUCAGCUCAUGAAACAUGAGACCAACACUUGACAUGUUGCGUUUAUAUUUUUGUUCAGUAUAAAAGCAGUGGAGCCCUCUGUUGCUGAUGUGUGUGGCUGUAUUGAGACAUUUUUAACACAAAAAUAACAAAAGUGUUCUAAUACCAGCACACCAAUAUAUCCUUAUUGACCUGUAUUGAGUUUAGUUGUGAUAUUAAAUCAUGAAAUACUGUGAACAAUGUGCACAAGACGAAUGUAUAUUACUAGUUUCUUACAGAUGUGGCCCCCCACUAGAGGUUAGUGUUAGCUACAGUCUGGGAGCUGUCUGCUCAUCUCACUGGUUGAGAGUAAGCAGAUUGCCUGCCUUAAGCCUUUGGGACGACUCCCAUUGUUCUGGUGGAAAUAAGACCAUCUCGUCACUAUAUACAGCAUCUCUGGUUGUAUCUUUGUUACAAGAAGGGAUGUAGUGAAACAAAUGUUUCUGUAAGGAUGCGUCCAUUGUAUUUUUUUUAGUUGGCAUACAUUCAUCCAACAGGCACACGCUAAAGAAAAAGAUAUGUUCUGUUUGAGCCUCUCCUGGAGUGAAGACCUUUGUUAAAUGGCGAGGGCUGAGAGCAGGGGUUUCGUAAAGUCAUUUUAGAACUGGUUCAAUGUAGAAAUUGGAUACUUGAAAUAAAGUAGCCCCUAGUACUGUACAUAGAGUAAGUCUGUAGUUUACAUGGAUAAUUCUUGUGAAUGUGCUGUCACGGUCUGUUUACGUUUCGUUAUUUUGAUUUCCGAAUUUUGCACGCCCAAUUUUUCAGUUUUUGAUUUGUUAAAAAAGUUUGAAAUAUCCAAUAAAAGUCGUUCCACUUCA